Messenger RNA from Oryza brachyantha (malo sina), 1084 nucleotides. RefSeq names its product photosystem II 22 kDa protein 2, chloroplastic-like. Bases 168 to 920 code for a protein of 250 amino acids. The record is from RefSeq and is a predicted model, not a curated record. The transcript has a single exon. NCBI's taxonomy places the organism in Eukaryota, Viridiplantae, Streptophyta, Magnoliopsida, Poales, Poaceae.
AAAGCCUCGGGGGACUCACUGGAGAAGCCAUAUCGAUCGAUCCUUCAUCUGUGCUACUAGUGACUAGUGAUCAGCUCCUCAUUACUUACUUUGAUCGAUCCAUCAAACAUUGUAUAUAUUGCAUUGUACGCGCGUACGUACCAAGAAAGAAAGAAAGAAAGAAGAAUAUGUAUAUGUAUAUGCAGCAGGCGAUGCCGAUGGUGGUGUGUGGGCGGCCGUCGUGGGGAGAGAAGCAGAUGAUGAUGAGGGGGAGGAGGAGGCAGGUGAUGGUGGUGGUGGCGGCGUUCAAGAGCAGGAGCAAGGCGGCACCGGCACCGGCGAAGAGGCAGAAGGUGGCGGUGGAGGACGGCAUCUUCGGGACGUCGGGCGGCAUCGGGUUCACCAAGGAGAACGAGCUGUUCGUGGGCAGGGUGGCCAUGCUGGGCUUCGCGGCGUCGCUCCUUGGCGAGGCGGUGACCGGGAAGGGCAUCCUGGCGCAGCUCAACCUGGAGACGGGCAUCCCCAUCUACGAGGCAGAGCCGCUGCUGCUCUUCUUCAUCCUCUUCACGCUGCUGGGAGCCAUCGGGGCGCUGGGCGACCGCGGUCGCUUCGUGGACGACGCCACCGGGAUCGAGCGCGCCGUCAUCCCGCCGGGGAAGGGCUUCAGGGCGGCGCUGGGGCUCCGCGAGGGCGGCCCGCUCUUCGGCUUCACCAAGGCCAACGAGCUCUUCGUGGGCCGCCUCGCGCAGCUCGGCAUCGCCUUCUCCCUCAUCGGCGAGAUCAUCACCGGCAAGGGCGCCCUGGCGCAGCUCAACAUCGAGACGGGCGUCCCCGUCAACGAGAUCGAGCCGCUCCUCCUCUUCAGCAUCCUCUUCUUCUUCUUCGCCGCCAUCAACCCGGGAACCGGCAAGUUCGUCACCGACAACGACCAAGACCAAUAGACGACUAUAAAAUUCUACUUAUACAAUCAUUAAAUGUAUUUAUAUUAUUAGUAUUCUGCACUAGUAUCAUAUAAUAGUCAGUGCAUUUGUCGCAAUAUGUGCUAUAGUGAUGGUGUGUACGUGCAACUGAGGUUAGUUGUUGUGAAGAUUCCGAUAUUUGUUUU